Molecule: messenger RNA, 1014 nt
Organism: Conger conger (European conger)
Lineage: Eukaryota; Metazoa; Chordata; Actinopteri; Anguilliformes; Congridae
Product: olfactory receptor 5AR1-like
Exons: 2
Coding region: 1-1014 (337 amino acids)
Biological process (GO): G protein-coupled receptor signaling pathway
Cellular component (GO): membrane
Molecular function (GO): olfactory receptor activity; G protein-coupled receptor activity
Source: RefSeq, a predicted model, not a curated record
AUGGAAAAUGAAUCUAUGGUGACAUCAAUGAUCCUGACUGCCUUUUAUGAAAUGGAAGACCUGAAGUAUUUAUACUUUUUAAUUUUCCUUAUUGUGUACCUUACCAUUAUUGCUGAAAAUAUUAUUCUUAUUGUUGUCAUUUAUGUUAAUGGAGCUCUGCAUGAACCAAUGUAUAUUUUUGUGUGUAAUUUAGCAUUUAAUGAAUUGUACGGCAGCACAGCUUUACUACCCCCCAUUCUGAGUAAUUUAAUGUCAAACACUCAUGAAGUAUCUCUGUCCUGCUGUCAAGCACAGGUCUAUUUCAUGCACACAUAUGCAAUAACUGAAUUCACUAUUUUAACAGUGAUGGGUUAUGACAGGUAUGUUGCUAUUUGUCAACCCCUGCAGUACCACAGAAUUAUGUCUGCUUCAAAAGUGCUGAAGUGUGUUGUAUUAUCUUGGCUACUCCCCAUUAUUGCAUUUGGACUGUUUUUUGUUCAAACCCUGCGCCUGAAAUAUUGUGGACAAACAAUAGAGAGGGUGUAUUGUGUUAAUUAUUCACUUGUUAAGCUCUCCUGUGCAGAUACCACUAUUUCAAACAUCCUUGGAUUGUUUUCUCUAGUUGCCUACACUUGUCCACAGAUUGUAAUUAUACUUUACUCAUAUAUACACAUACUUAGGGUCUGCUUGUCCUCCAAAGAAUCACAAAUGAAAGCGCUGAAAACAUGUAGUCCGCACCUAUUAGCCAUGAUGAACUAUUCUGUUGGAUGUUUCUUUGAAAUGUGUCAAAGCAGACUGAACAUGAGUUACGUACAUUAUGGAGUUCGUAUAUUCAUGUCCCUGUAUUUUCUGAUUUUUCCUCCCAUCCUAAAUCCUGCCAUGUAUGGAAUGAGCAUUAAAGCCAUAAGAGUUCAGAUUAUUAAACUGCUCAAACUGAAAUCUGAAAUAGCCCCAGCUUCUCGUGAGACGCUGGGCAAGAUCAAACCGGCGACCCUCUGCCAGACCCUCUGCCAGACGACAGCUCUUACCUCCUGA